Messenger RNA from Urocitellus parryii (Arctic ground squirrel), 991 nucleotides. It is a transcript of the gene Rpl7a, whose product is annotated as ribosomal protein L7a. NCBI's taxonomy places the organism in Eukaryota, Metazoa, Chordata, Mammalia, Rodentia, Sciuridae. Gene Ontology annotation, molecular function: RNA binding. Gene Ontology annotation, biological process: ribosome biogenesis. The record is from RefSeq and is a predicted model, not a curated record. Gene Ontology annotation, cellular component: ribonucleoprotein complex.
CUAUCGCGAUAUCCGAGGCAGCUUACUUAUUACCCACAAUUCUUUCUUCUUUCUCUCUCCUCCUGCCGACCAAGAUGCCGAAGGGAAAGAAGGCCAAGGGGAAGAAGGUGGCCCCGGCCCCCGCCGUGGUCAAGAAGCAGGAGGCUAAGAAGGUAGUGAACCCGCUUUUCGAGAAGAGGCCGAAGAACUUCGGCAUCGGACAGGACAUCCAGCCCAAAAGGGACCUUACCCGCUUUGUAAAAUGGCCCCGCUACAUCCGGCUGCAGCGGCAAAGGGCUAUUCUCUAUAAGCGGCUGAAAGUGCCUCCUGCGAUAAACCAGUUCACCCAGGCCUUGGACCGCCAAACAGCCACCCAGCUGCUUAAGCUUGCCCACAAGUACAGACCUGAGACCAAGCAGGAAAAGAAGCAGAGGCUGUUGGCCCGGGCUGAGAAGAAGGCUGCUGGCAAAGGGGAUGUUCCCACAAAGAGACCACCUGUCCUUCGAGCAGGGGUCAAUACUGUCACCACCUUGGUGGAGAACAAGAAGGCUCAGCUGGUAGUGAUCGCACAUGAUGUGGAUCCCAUCGAGCUGGUUGUCUUCCUGCCUGCUCUGUGUCGCAAGAUGGGAGUCCCUUACUGCAUCAUCAAGGGGAAGGCUAGGCUGGGACGUCUGGUUCACAGGAAGACAUGCACCACUGUUGCCUUCACACAGGUUAACUCGGAAGACAAAGGAGCUCUGGCUAAGUUGGUGGAAGCUAUCAGAACCAACUACAAUGACAGAUAUGAUGAGAUCCGUCGCCACUGGGGAGGCAACGUCCUGGGUCCAAAAUCUGUGGCUCGCAUUGCCAAGCUGGAAAAGGCAAAGGCUAAAGAACUCGCCACUAAACUGGGAUAAAUGUAUGCUGUUGCAUUUCUGUACAUAAAAAUAAUAAAUUGUCCUUCAUCCAGUGUCUUGGGCUGAAGGCAAUAAACUUGUUUCAGGCAGUAGCAAGGGCAUGCCCUGUAGCGUGA